Molecule: messenger RNA, 1339 nt
Organism: Cydia splendana
Lineage: Eukaryota; Metazoa; Arthropoda; Insecta; Lepidoptera; Tortricidae
Exons: 1
Coding region: 140-892 (250 amino acids)
Biological process (GO): negative regulation of apoptotic process; regulation of actin filament polymerization
Cellular component (GO): sarcoplasmic reticulum; actin cytoskeleton; apical plasma membrane
Source: RefSeq, a predicted model, not a curated record
UGUCACAGUGACAUCCGGCUGUCAUGAGACAUGGAUUGAUAUCGGUAAGCUUUUUGUUUGUUGCGCAAUUUAACAUAAGCCAAAACCAAUAAAAAACACAAGAACUUCAACUGACUAAAAUCGCAAAAUUAAAUUCACAAUGACCAACAUCCCCUUCAUGGACAAGCUACGAUCAUUUCUAGGCAUCGGCCAGGCGCCACCGAGAAAUGAUUUUCGAAACCCGAUUUGGGGAGACGACGACGACGACGAUGGUGACGAGCUUUACACGCGCACGUACCUAGACGAACACCGCGAAGAUUUCAACGUGCUCACCGACCCGCGCGACAUGCACCGCGACAUCGCUCGACAGAUGCACGACAUGUUUCAGGCGUUUGGCUCUAUCUUCGGAGACAUGAGGACGUUUGUGCAAGACUUUGAGAGUGGCCAUACUGAAUCGUUCACGAACACGCCGGCUAUCCUGCCUCCUUCAGAGCCAGGUCAAUUCGACAGCAAGAAUAUCAGAGACUAUUACCUGAAACCAGGCUACCACAACAAUAGACAUCAACAUGAUAAGGAAGAUAUUGAUUUGGAUGGUAAGAUCUCUUCACAAGACAUAGCGGGGUUGUUAAAACAGAAAGAUGAUGACAGUAAGCCCCCCGCAACUCACUUCAACAGUGACCUUGUGCCGGGAAGGUCAUUCUGCCGAACCAUAAUUACAACAAGCAUUACUAAAUCAGAUGGUUCAAGGGAGACAAAACGAAUUGUCAAGGAUGGCAAUGGGGUUGUUGAGGAAACUAUUACGACUACAGAACCUGACCCGAGGGGACUUACUUCGGCGAUGGACUCAUUUUCUCCUGCCAACUACAGCAGUGUCUUUUCAGAAUUUGGCUCUAUCUUUAGAAACUUUUACUAGUACUUGCUAAUGUUAUUAUAUAUAGUAAAAUUCCGUAAGUAUUAGCAUUAUAAAAGUUGAUUGUAAGAACCACCAAAGGUUUACUACCUUGCAUAUUUAUUUUUAUUUGCCUAAUCUAAUAUGAUGAGGUCUAAUCUAAUGUCUGAUUUGAUACUAAUGAGGUGAAAAACAAUCUAAUUCAACUAUUUAGGUAAUCCAAUAGAAUCAAUAAUUGAAUAUUCCAAAAUGAAAUGAUCAUAUUACAAAUUUUAAACAAAUGAUUACUAUGUGAAGCUUGUUAUCUUUAAUUUCUAGGACUGAUUAUCUUAGUGGGGGAUUUAUAUUAUUGAUAGUAUCAAUACAAACUUACUUCUUCUUAGUUUUUAAAAUAAAUUUAAAGUUUAGUGCUAAUAAUUAAGAUUUGUGUGACUAGGGUUAUAGUUUCAAUAAAUUAUGGGACAAACAAAA